Molecule: messenger RNA, 225 nt
Organism: Naumovozyma castellii
Lineage: Eukaryota; Fungi; Ascomycota; Saccharomycetes; Saccharomycetales; Saccharomycetaceae
Gene: SMX3
Product: mRNA splicing protein SMX3
Exons: 1
Coding region: 1-225 (74 amino acids)
Source: RefSeq, a predicted model, not a curated record
AUGAAACCUGUAGUGGUAACGCUGAAGUUCAAUAGGACCCAGUACAAAGGAACGCUCGUGUCAACAGAUAAUUACUUCAAUGUUCAAUUAAGUAACGCCGAGGAAAUAGUUGCUGGGGAACAUAAGGGGAAAGUAGGUGAUAUAUUUAUCAGAUGUAAUAAUGUUUUGUGGAUUGGUGAAGAUCUAGAUAAGAAAGCCUCCGAAGAAAAAGGAGAAACCGAUUAG